GUAACAAUCAGUUUAGUAUGAUGCUAUAUCUAACAUGGACAAUCUCGAAGGAUAAUCAAAUUUUUAUCUAAAAUUAUUGGAAGUUAAAAUUCACAUUCUAAUUGUUAUAAUUUAAAAUUGUUAAAAUGUUUAAAAAUAAUAGGUUUAAUAAUAAUUGGAAAACGUAGACUGAUAUGUAAAAAUACCAUUAAUUAGUGAUUAAUGGUAUUUUUACAUAUCAGUCUACGUUUUCCUAUUAUUAUUAAACCUAUUAUUUUUCCCCUUAUUCCAUCAGAAAUAUCAGUACUAAGAUUUUGCUAUAAAUUAGUUAUUUUAAAUUUUCGUUCAGUAAAGUGCAUUAUACAUUCCGAUUUAUAAACAAGAGACAAUUUUUAAUACAUUGAAAAUAAAUAAUUUUAUCAUCCACAAAUGUCAUCAUUAAUCAACAGAUCCUGCGUUGCACGUGAUAUCUCGAUGCGAUUUGCUGACGCGUUCAUUGAUUGAAUUAUGAGCUACAUGACGUAAAUCGAUGUACUAGUGUAAAGUUCUGUAAAUUUGCCCGAGCAGCGUGUGCGCCGUCGGAAUAUGCAUAUGCUCGUUCGUCGCCCUUUGCAAUUACGAAACGGGGCGGAAAAGCGGCAGAAAAUAUAUACACGUUCUCGAGUGCCGUAUUAAGGUCGCAGUGAAUCCUAACACAUUCGCUAAUCGAUCGCGAAACAUAUUCGAUGACAAUCGUCGCGCAUUCAGCUCGUGAAAAGAAUUUUAACCCGAAUGUCGAUUCGAGGACAUCGAUAUAGUUUGAAUUCUGCCUCACAUCCGUUUUCCUGGUCAAAUUCACUCCAUUUUUUUGACGGUUGCAAUGUGAAGCCUGGGAAACAAAUAUUGACCGGACCGCUUGUGAAAAGUCACAAUAUUAAUAUUUUUUCGUAUUUAUCGCGACGAAGAGUUAACAUUGACCAUGUUAUUAUAUCGAAGAAUCCAUGUGUAUGUCCGAAUUAUAUCACAAUUUCCAUUUGUUGUGUCUCAAAUCGUUUAACAAAAAAGCACUGAGUCUGGUGAAGAUAACCAAAUUGGUUGUUUCGACCUAGAUAGAAUAUUAAAUUGAAAAAAAAAUCUAUAUAUGGUAUAAUAUUAUACAAUAUUAAUAUAAUAAUGUGUGUGAAAGAGAUUAUAAAUAAAUUUAUAAAGAGGACAGAAUUUACAAAAGCACAGAAUGGUUAUAAGUACAUAAAUUUGAAAUAUAUAAUUUGGCCUUUCAAAUAUUAUUUGGAUAAUUAAAAUUAAUUAAAUUAGAUUGAGAAAACUUUGUCAUAAUAUUCGUUAUAACAUAUUCGAUUAAAAAUAUUCUACAUGUCAUUGUAGCACGAAGAUAAUUUAUUCCACGGCACAUUGAAUUCGUAAUGGAGGUACCGAGUUUCACAGAUCUUGGGAAAAACGCGAGGGACGUUUUUAAGACGGGUUAUCACCAUGGCAAAGGACUUAUAAAGUUCAAUGUCAAGACUAAAUCUACCAAAAGGUUCCAGAUAACGAGUGACACAACGUUAAAUUUUGAAGCAUCAAAGUUAAGUGGUUUAAUGGAGACGAAGUACAAGGCAAAUGCUGGAGCUUUACUGUUAAAAUGGACGACCGAGGGUGUGCUUUUCCUGGGAUACGAGUUUAACGGGCUGCUAAUGAAGGGCGUUGAUUUGCUCUCCGAGUGCUCUUACAAUCCGGAAACGGCGGCGAAAAGCGUGAAGGUCGGCUCGAAAUUUGCCAACAAGAGGAUUAACACACGCUGCGAGAUCUGUUAGUCAAUUUACUUAGAUUUAUCUAACUUUAUACAUCGAAAACGGCAUUUUUCUCGCAUUAGAGAAUAUAUAUAAUCGCGUUCUCUUGAAUGUUAAUCUCCUCGAUAAUAUAUCCGCGAACUUGUCGAACGGACCCUGUGAAGCACGAGCAGCAAAAUAUUCGCGUAACAAAUUCACACAUCCUCUAUUUAUAAAGUUUUGUACAGUAACGGCUUUGGCCAGGUCGCUGCUUCAGCGAUGGAUAAAGGGCUUCGUAUAUUGUGUUCAUGUAUUCCCGUCUGAGGGACGAAGAAAAGUAAUUAUACCGUAGUCCAAACCUUUUACCGACCUCGUCGAGAGAAAAAAGUAUCGGUAUAAAACUGUUAUUAAAAAGAAUCCUUUUUUUUACGCACGUAGACGAUUAGAAUGUACUGCACAAAAUGUACAUAUUAAUAAUAUUGAAAGUGUACAAAGUAGCGCAAGUUCCGUCUCUUUACGCAAAAUCAAGUCUACCUUCUAAUAUUAUGAAAUACGAGAAGCAUUUCCGUAAUUAAAUACUGCGUUUGCAGAAUAUUUAACAGGGCAUAAAAAAUUACGGGAGCGUUGAGUUUCCUAUUUCUCUUUCUCCACCCCCCUGCUGCCCCUCGUCUCGUACCCGAUGUCUAAUUAAUUAAUUCAGCAGAGGCAACGACGACGGCAAAUGAUAUUCCCGAUGCGCUUUUAUAUGAGACAUUUAUCGUAAAAUCGAAACGAUCGGAGCGUGUAUCAGGCUUGAGUAAUUCGACUCGAACUUUCUCGUGCUUCGCGAUUGCACGUUGCGUAACAGAUGGGAAACUUUAAUAAAUAAAUCCUUCUCUCCGGGCAAACUUCUUUCCGAUAUCACGCGCAAGUUUCGCAGGAACAAUCGAGGACAUGAAUGUUUAGUAACAAGUCGCGGGCAAUUUUCGCGAAACACGAGUUUCCGCGAUGGUGACCGAUACAGGCACUUCUGAAAGCUUGCGGACAGUUACGCUGCCUCGUUCUAUCUAUUUCAGUGACAUCGAGGGGAGAGAAGAAAUUUUGCCAUUGCAUUUUUUAACGAAAUAAAGCGCAUUGUAAAUAGACGGAGAGGGUGGAGAGGUGAAUAAAUGAAAUUUCACGGAUUCCAAUAGAAACGAUUUAGCGCCCAGUUAAAUUCCCAUGAAAGAAUUAGAUUUUCUUUUUUUUUUCUCGAUGGAAAAACGCCGGAUAAUCGAAACACCCUGUAUUUUUUCCCGCCUGUAUGCGCAAGCAAUUCGACAAUAUCGCUUAUCGAAAUUAGCCGAUUUCCCGU
This is a messenger RNA of Monomorium pharaonis (pharaoh ant), 3057 nucleotides long. RefSeq names its product voltage-dependent anion-selective channel protein 2. Gene Ontology annotation, cellular component: mitochondrial outer membrane. Bases 1380 to 1769 code for a protein of 129 amino acids. Lineage: Eukaryota; Metazoa; Arthropoda; Insecta; Hymenoptera; Formicidae. The transcript is spliced from 2 exons. Gene Ontology annotation, biological process: transmembrane transport. The record is from RefSeq and is a predicted model, not a curated record.